GUUCACGAUGAGCUGUGAUGUUAUCGUAGAGUUGAAACUUGCUUGAAAUGACUUGGGUGUGGCCACGUGGGAGUCGAAGCUAGCGCUCAGCACCCUGGAAGCAUAUCUACUCAGAACAUUCAUAUAAGUACCACAGCGAGCACUUUGCUGACCUUCUCGUUUCCGGCUAGACAAUAGUUCGCUAUUUCUACAUGCUUCAUGGCCACACCCGCAGCCUUCUCCCGCCUUCAAUUAGCCGCAGCGCUACUUGAGUAUGACAACGAUCCAACCAAUCCUGACUUGCCUUUGGUCUCCGCCCAUGACAGCGCUAUCUUCGCUCAUCUCCGACGAGAACCUCGCAAAAGUACUGACUACCUCGGAGUAUCCGUGCCCAGUGAAGCAGGUGAUUCUACCCCGGGACAACGAAGGUCUAGAGGCUCCAUUGAUGGACUCAGAAACCCUUUCGGGGCUGAUGAUGACGAGGAGCUCGAAGAUGAAGAAGCUGGCGAAGUAGACCUCGCUUCAUGGGGCCUUGAUCAAUUCAUCAAGGACAAAGCCAAAGGAAAGGGCAAGGCGAAGGCCAAGUCAGAGAUUUUGCCCAAUCCUCAUCCCGUAGCGACGACCCAUCGAAAUGCCCGGAGCGCUAUAGAUGAUGGUCCUCGAGGAAGGUCGUCCCGACCAAUCAGCAUUGGGACCAUGCAUGACUUCGGUGCUGGAGGCGCCUUCUUGGACGCUGAGAACACUGCUGGUUCAGACAUUGCUCGUCCUCGAUCUUCUGCUGAUUUAGAACGGAUGCAGUCCCCUCAGCGUCCACUUCCACGCCGUCGCGAAUCCGCCCACGCUCUUAUCGAGACACUGUCCGUCGCACCCCCUCUUCAUUCUGUUCCAUUCCCAUCUGUCUCAGUUCGAGAUGGUUCUCCCGGUGGAGAAAGACCUGCUUCACGUGCUUCUCGCUUAGACUUACAUACCCGUACUCAGUCCAGCGCUAGUAUGGGCUCAAGGAACCUUCUGAACGGCGCAGAUGUUGAUGCGGACGGCAGUCCUUUUGCUGUCCGACCCCCAUCACCUGAUCGUGCUUCACGGUUUGAUCCUAAAGUCAAUCACGGGAGAGCGAUGUCUAACGGGUCGAUGGCAUCCAAGAAUCUGCUUGCAGAGGAAAAUCCCUUUGCUGUAAGACCUCCCUCUCCUUCCCGGUUAUCACGGUUUGAUCCCAAAGGCCGUGCGCGAACAAUCUCCGUUGGAUCAAUGGGCACUCGGGUCCUCAUUGAUAAUGACGUCGAAGAAGAGUCACGCAGGGAUCGACCUUACUCCACCGUCGAGCUACUUAGGCCUAAGAUUCUGGUUAUGCCAAGCCCGUUGCAAAAUGUGGCUCCUCCUCCUCCCCCACCUCCUGCUUUUAAAUCUAGAGCUGGGUUUGAGAUAUCUUCAGAUGGUCCUCCCUUGCCUCCGGGUGCUCGCUCUGCGAACCGUUCGUCGACCUCUUUAACGAACUACAUGACUCCCGCAUCAGCACCCAUAGCAUCUAAUUCUUUCACUCCUAACCCUCGAGCAAGUCUUACAUUGUCUCAACUCGCUUUUCGCAACACGCUUAUGGUUGGAGGACAAAGAGACAUUGCGUACUCUGAUAUUGACCGUCAUCUUCCUCGAGCGAUGAAAGAGGGUGAACAAGCGCAAUUCGAAGAACUGGAGGAAGAAGAGUCUCCCGUACCCGUUUCAAUACCUCUCCCUCCUGUCCCUCCUCCCACGGAGAUGGAAAUAAAGCGUGCUGCUGGGAAGCUCUAUGGAAGGAGUUUGAUAGACAAUUUAGAACAUCGCAAAGCGGAGAUAAAGCAGAAGGCUCGUGUUUUCACUGGCGACGAAAGACCAUCAAUGAUGGUCCGGGGUCAGAUUCGCCGAUCAAGUACUCUCAUUGAUCCCCAGACACUUGGUCGUCCCCCUUCACAGAAUCUUGACAAUGCGAUCACUCCAAAUCCUCGCCAAUCUCUCUUGCGUCGGAACUCCUCUGGUGGCAAGCCUCUCCUUGACAUGGAUGGAGAAAAACCUCCCACAAAUCUUGGUCCAGGGGCAGAGCAACUCUUGUCCAAAAGUCGCUCUGUUUUUGGUGUGGAUACGCUGUGGGAUCUCGAAAUGGUCAAGUUGAAAAAAAUGGAGGCGGAGGAGAAAGCUGAAGCUGAAGCGCGGAAGAAGCGGGAAGAAGAGGAAGAGGAACGCCGGAGGCAGAAAAAGAAGAAAGGCAAAUCGAAAGGAAAAGGCAUCGAGAUUCCGCUAGAGUCCACCUCUUCACCCGACCUUCCCUCUGGAUCACGAGUAGGCUUGGCCCCUCCCACUCUGCCUGCCAUCCGGAAACCCAUUCUAAAGCGCGCUCCGCAGGUCGACGACGAGAGCGAAAGCGAUAGCGAUGGUGACAAUGCUAUCCCAAAGGCGACAAUCGAAAACGCCGCUGAUCGCUGGGUUACUGAGUCUUCAGACGAAGAAGAUGUACCGAGACGAACCACUAGGGCUGGGCCACGGUAUCUGCCCAAUGUCAAUGCACCAAAUGACGAUGAUAGCGAAGAAGAUCUUCCUUUGACGGCCGCCGUUCAGCGUGUCGUCAGGCGAGCGUCGCAAUUGGGUAUCGAUGAUGAUUCGGAAGAGGACAUGCCGCUGACGGCUGCAGCAGCUAGGAUUGUCAGACGAGCCACUCAGCUUUCGCGUCAUGCAGAUGACGACGACGAAGACGAGGACAAGCCCCUGGUAGAUGUCCUCAAUAGAGCUAAGCAAGGCUUGCCUUCUGUCAACUUCGAUAGCCUCUCCCUUCAUCAAUCCGGCGCGGAUGAUGAUGAGGACGAGCGACCACUCGGUCUACGGGCUUCUAGAUUACCACUGGCCUCUCAGACGUCGUUGCCUUUCACUGGCGGCGAAGAAGAUGACGACAAGCCAUUGGCCUUCCAUCCCGAGCAACAACGUCGAACACAGUACCAGAUGAUCGCCCAGGCCCAGCAGCAGCAACAACAACAGUUGAUGAUGCAAGCUCAAAUGCAGAACAGCAUGUUUUUCAACCCCGCCAUGAUGGGAUCUGGCGUUUUCACGCCUAUGGUUGUCCCUCCGAUGAUGAUGGGCGUACCAAUGGCUCCCCCUUCACCUCCUCCAGCCCACGAUGCAGCCAAGUUUGGUCGUGUGGACAGGUGGCGACGUGAUGUUGCUGUGGAGGGCGACAGCUGAGUAGUUGAGUUUCUUUGGGUUCAUAUUUGAUUACAUAUCACGGAUUUUAUGGAUACUCCUUGGACACUCGCUCGCUUUUACAAUUCUAGUCAGUCCUUUAAUGUCCGUUGCAUACAGAAAUACAUCGGUAU
Molecule: messenger RNA, 3311 nt
Organism: Suillus paluster
Lineage: Eukaryota; Fungi; Basidiomycota; Agaricomycetes; Boletales; Suillaceae
Exons: 4
Coding region: 199-3180 (993 amino acids)
Source: RefSeq, a predicted model, not a curated record